AUGGGCGGACCACGAGUUGGAGAAGUGCAUGAGCCAACUGUGGCGCUGGGGGGUCCCCCUUCACGCCUAAUCCUCUCAUCUUUCCCCGUCUUGCGCUUCCUUUUCCCCUCCUCCUUCCCGCCCGUGCGCCAGCCAUGGGUGGAGCGCGAGCUGGAGAAGCGCAUGGGGCAACUGCUACCGCUGGUGGAGGAGUCUUUCUCCGUUGCUUCCUCCCUGGCUAAGCAAUUCGUGCAGGACCCAGCGGUGGAUGCUCUGGCGGACGAUGACGAUACAGCCUAUGCUGUUGAAGAGCUUGUAGCGGAUCUCGCUUCUAAAGGUGCAGCGGAUCUGGACGACGCGCUGCAGCAGUUUGGGUCGGAGCAGAUCGCGGAGUCGGUGGUGGCUUACUUCGAUGUGCUCAUGGCGGCCGUAGAUGGCCACCUCGAGAAAGAGGGCGAGGCGAGUGAGGGAGCGAGUGAGGGAGCGAGUGAGAGAGGGAGUGAGAGGGGGAGUGGGAGCGACGGGAGUUUCAGGAGGGGAAGGAGGGGUGCGGGGAGAGGUGGGGGAAGCGAGAGUGGGAGCCGGAGUGGGAAUGGGAGUGAGAGUGAGGAAGGGAGUGUGAUUGAGGGUCGCGAGGAGGAGGAGGAGGAUUAUGAGGGAAGAGGGGGGAUGAGGGGGGGAGUAAGGGUUGGGAUGGAUGGGAAUAGGCAUGAGAGAGGGGACAGUAGAGGGAGUGAGUCGUGGGACGAGGAAGGGGAGGAGGGGGAUAGCUAUGGGGAGAGUGAGGAGGAGGACGAGAGGGGAGGAGGAGGAGGAAGGGGAGGAGGAGUAGGAGCAGGGGGAAGAGGAGUGAAAGGAGGAGGUGGGAGGAUGGGAAUGGAUAUUGAUGAUAUGGAUGAGGAGGGGAGGCUAGAUGAAGAGGAGGGGGAUAUGGAUGGUGAUAUGGAGGAGGGGUACGGGCAAGAGGAGGGGGGAGUGGGGAGGAUGUGGGGGGAGGAGGAUCGAGGGCUAGACGUAGUAGAGGAGGAGGAUGAGGAGGAGUUGGAGGAGGAUGAGAGAGAGGGGGAGGGUAGGGGUAUGGGGAGGUUGCUGGGCGCUGGAAGAGUGAGUUUUAAAGAGGGAGGAGGGAAGGUGGUGUAUGGAGGGGAGGAGGAGGGUGGGAGUGAGGUGGAGAGUGGGAGUGAGAUGGGGAGUGGGAGCGAGAGGGGUGGUGUUAGCAGGGGGAAUAUGAGAGGCGGGAGGGUGGGGGAAGGUUCAGAAGGGGAGGUGGAAGAGGAUGAUAUGUCGAUGAGUGGUGGGGAGGAGAAGCAGAUGGGUGUAGGAAGGGAGGGGUCUGGGGACUGGACAGAGGAUGAAGAGAUGAGGGAGGGGGAGGAAGGAUUGAGCGGGAGUGAUGUUGAGGGGGGAGUGGCUGGAGGACGGGUAGGGGGUGUGGGGAUGAACGUUGGGGAAAUGCAUGGGAGUGGAAUGGGUGAGUUAGGAGGGGAAAGGGGAGACUCGGAUCAAGGCUCAUUUGAUGAUGAUGAUGAUGACGACGACGAUAUUCCCUUGGCCGAACCUGGAAGGGAGUAUCAUUCAGGUUCGGAAGAGAAUGAGGAGGGGGAAGGGGAGGAGGGGGCACGAGGUGAUGCUGGCAGUGUGAUUAUACACGAUGGUAUGAGCGCUGCUGGCUCGGCCCGAGGCUCUUUCCGGGGCUCACUCGCUGACUCAGGGUCUUUCCGAGGCUCGGUGGGAGGUUCGGCGCGAAGCGGGGCUGGGGCGUUCCAGGGUCCAGGCAUGGGGUUUCCGGAGCAGGAGGAAGGGAUAUUUGAUGACGAUGAUGAUGAUGAUGACGAUGACGAGGAUAUUCCGCUUGCCGAAGCUGGAGUUUCGGGAGAUUAUGGGUCAAGUUCGGACAGCGAUGUGGUGCCGAUUGCGCAGCCGGGAAGAGCACCGGACCUGGAUGGGGAAGGCUUGGGGGAUUCCCAAGGAGAAGAAGAUUCGUUUGGGGAGGGGGAUUCCCAAGGGAUGAAUUCUCAAGAUGAGGGCUCUCAAGAGGGCGAUUUUCAAGAGGGCGAUUCGCAAGGGGAGAGUGAUUCUCAGGAUGACGCUGGGAUGCCAGGAGAGGGUGGUUCUGUUACCCCUGACAGUCUAUCAGGGUCCGGUGAAGAGGUAGAGGAUGAUGAUGAUGAUGAGGAUGACGAUGAUGAUGACGAUGAUGAUGAUAUUCCUAUAGCCAUGGUGAACCUGUCGAGUCAAAGCAACAACAGCAGCUUCGGUAGCUUGGGGGGCAGCGGCGGUGCUGGUGGUGGUGGUGCGGGUGGCAGUGGUAAGCACGAUCUGCCACACAUCCCAGCGGCAAUCAAGGCUUUAAGAUCGCAGCAUUUCGACGUUCCCCACAAACCGCUUACCGGGUCCGGGGGGCUGGGCAGUCCGAGAGUUGCCGCCAUCAGCCGCCCGGGCGCCGCUGGUUUUGUCCGUCCCAUGCCGCCCGCUGCUGGCCGCGUCAACUCCUUCUCCGUCUUUUCCGAGCCGCCCCAGAAGCUGCCGACCAACCGGGUGAACUCGUUCUCUGGACACCGUUUGCAGGGGGACGGCGUGCCUCUAACCCCAACCCCGCCACCUCACCCGCACCCUCCCAUGUCCGAACGAGACCGGCUACUAGCCGCACGAGUUAACUCGUUUCAGAUGCGAGCGGUUAGCAGCAGUCCACGGGCGGCGGCAACAGCGAAUAGAGUCAAUUCCUUCUCGCAUCCGGCUAGUGGGCUGGCUUCCCCCCAUGCUAUGGCAGCAGGGCGGGUGAAUUCGUUUAAUGUGGACAACCGACCAGGGACUGGGGGCGGUGCAGGCGGGAUUCCGUCCUCUCCUCUGGCCAAUCGGGUGAAUUCGUUUAAUGUGGACGCGAGGGGCGGGAGUGGGAGUGGGUUUGCUGCCUCGCCGCUUGCUAAUCGGGUGAAUUCGUUCCAGGGGGUGGGGGUGGGUAUUAGGGGAGGGGGAGCGAUGGGGAUGGGUGAGACAGGGGUGGGGCAUGGGCGAGGUUCGGUUGGAUUCGGUGGUGGUAGGUUUGGGAUGGGCAUGGGAAGGGGGAGGGGAGCUGCUACUGGUGGUAGUGGCGGUUUUAAGGUUCCUUCCCAGGAUUCGUUUGGAGAAGGGGAAAUGGGAGAUGAGGAAGAGGAGGAUGAGGAGGAGGAGAAGGAAGGGAGAGGAAUGGGGAAGGGUUUUAGGGAUGGGGACAAGGGGAGUGGUGGAAGUAGCAGGAGGGGCAGUGAGAGGAGUGAAGAGGAGGAGAAUGAUGCUUCAUCAGCAGCAACGGAGGAAGGGGAGGGGAGCAGUGAGGGGGAGGAGAUGAGCGAGGACGGGGAGGGAGAUAGGGAGGAGGACGGGAUGGGGAGAGGAAGAGGGAGGUUUGGAAAAGGAGGGGAAGAGAGUGGGAGUGGGAGUGAGAGUGAAGGGGAGAAUCAAACCCAGUACGGCCGUGCGCCGACUCUCCCCAUAAUGAGACAAGCCAAUGCCAGCCCAACGCAGCAUGCGCCGCCGCCCCUGCCGGUUGCCCCGUCUCCUAGUGGCAGUGUGGGCGGUGCCAGGGGCGGGUCUAGCUUCCUUAAAUCUACCUCCACCGGGUCUGCCUCCCCUGGGUCUGCUGGUCCGUCUCCUGCUGCCUCUCCUGCUGCAGCUGCAGGUGUAGCAGCAGCAGUGGGGGCUGUGGGGGCAGUGGCGGGAGUAUCAAUGUCUCCCAGGCCGUUUCCACCUACGAGGGAUAGAAGGAGCGAGUCCGGAGGGGGAAGCGGUGGAGCAGGGUUAGGAACGGUGGUGGAGGAAGGGGCUGAAAGGGGAGUGGAGAUGUGGACGGGUGAGGAUGCGGCAGGGGCAAGGGGAGGGGCAGGGGUAGGAGGAGGGAGUGUGGGAGUGGGAGAGGAGGGGCCGAAGCGAGUGAGUGUGGGGGUAGGAGAGGAGGUGUUGGUUCCCCUUGUGCCCACUCCUCCAGGAGGAGCAAAGAAAAGCCCGUGGGGGAGCUUUGGACGAAGGAGCUUCAAGAGGGUUAGCAGCAGGCAGGAGGCGGAUACAGAAGCAGAGGAAAAUGGGGGGGGAGGAGGGGUGGCGGUGAAGGGAGGGGGGAAGGGUGUGGCUGGAGCGGGAGUGGUAACUGGCAUGGGUGCUGUUGCUGCAGCUGCUGUUGCUGCUGUGGGAGCCGCAGGGUUCGAGGAGAAGGAGAAGGACGAGGGAAUUGAGGGGAGGGAAGUGGGAGGAGGAAAGGGGGGAGGAGGAGAAAUGGGAUGCAGGGAUGUAAUGGCAGCUUCAGCUGUGGUUGAUGAUUUGAGUGAUAGUGAUGAGGAGGAGAGAAGGGAGAGGAUGGAGGAAGAGGAGGAGCAUGGGGAUGAGAGGAGUGUGAGUGGAGGGGAGAGUGAGGGGUCUGGAGUGGGUGGCAAGAGGAAGCUGGGAGAAAGAUUUGGGCGGCUGCCCGGAUCUCCCGGGCAGUUUGGGCCAGGUGAAUUGGACGAAGAGGUUGGUGCGUCCCCAUCUCGCCGGACCAAGCUUCAGGAUGGUUCCACAGCCGAUCAGUGGCAGCUUCGGAAGCAUGGCCAGGUUGGGGAUGCAGGUCUGGUUACAGGCUCUGCAGCAGGCUCGGCAGCUGGUCUGGUGGAAGCAGCACCUUUGCAGAGCUUCGGAAGCGUUGACAUGACAAUGGGGGAGGCUGGGAGAGACGAGGAGAGAGUGAAGGAGGAAAGGGAAAGGGAGGAGGAGGGUGUUGGAGAGGAGGAAGGGGACACUGGUUCGGAAGGUUCAGGUCCGGAAGAAGGUGAAAAGGGUGAAGAGAGAGGGGAGGUUGGGGAGGGAGAAGAGGGAGGGCUGGAAGUUUCUUGCAUAGAUCGGGAGAAAGUUGGGGGAGAGGAUGAGAGGGAGGAAGGGAGUGUGAGAGGGAGUGAGCGAGGAAGUGAGGGAGGGAGUGAGAUGCACAGUGAAUCCGAACAAGAGUCUGACCACAGGUCAGAAGGCUCAGCAGGAGGCCCGGAUCAUCACAGACGAGGCUCGGGAGACUGGACUGGUUCGGAACGAGGCUCGGAGCGAGGCUUGGGACACUGGUCUGGUUCGGAUUAUAAUGAAGAGUAUGAUGAGGAGGGUAGGCCGAUAAGUCGAGAUGGUAGGAGGCCGAUAAGCAGAGAUGGGAGACCUGAUAGCCGGGAUGGGAGGCCUGACGAAUAUGAUGAGGAGGGAAGACCGAUAAGUAGGGAUGGGAGGCCUGAUAGCAGUUAUGGGAGGGAUGAGGAUUAUGACGAGGAGGGAAGACCGAUAAGCAGAGAUGGGAGGCCUGAUAGCCGGGAUGGGAGGUGGAGAAGGGGAGAGGAGAGGUGGGAGGGGGGGGAGAGGUACAGUGGUAGUGAAGAUGGGAGUGAGGAAAGGAGUGAGAGGGGCGAGGAGGGGAGUGAGAGGGGGAGUGGGGAGGAAGGAGGCGAGUUGAGUGGGGAGGAGGGGGAGAUAGAGGAAAGAGCGGACCAGGAGUGGAGGGAAUGGGCUGCAAAGAGGGAAUCAGACGAGGAGAGGGGCUCAGAUGAGGAAAGGGGUUCAGCGAGUGAAAGGGGUUCGGAAGAUGGAAGGGGAUCGGAGGACGAAAGGGAAGCUAACGUUGCAUUGGGGGCAGAGGAAGCUGGAGGUUUUGAGGAGGAAGGAGACGGGGAGCAGCGGAGGGGGUUGAGUGCGGUUGAGAGGGAGGAUGGGGAGGACGGCGAGGAGAGAAUGCGGAGCGAGGAGAGCAAGAGGAUGGGGUUGAUGGGGGGCCUGAGUGGCCGAUUGGGUUCAGGUCUGGUGGGGCGAAGGGGAUCAGGUCUGGUGGUAGAUGUGGGUAGGCCAAAUGAUGAGGAGGAUGAGGAUGAGGAGGAGGAUGAUGAGGAGGGAGAUGGUGGUGAGCAUAGCGAGCGUAGCGAUGAUCAUAGUGAGGCUCGGGAUCAUGAGGAGUGGUCAGGUUCGGACAGAGGCUCGGCGGAAGGUUCGGAGGGUCUCAGGCUUGGCAGCGACCGUGGUUCGGCGGGUGUUUUGACUCCAGAGCUUACACCUCAGGGAAGCUGGAGGGGUGAUGACGUCACCCCCCUGGGCAGUUUCAGGGGUGAUGAUGCGUUAACUCCUCUGGGCAGCUGGGGGGGCGAAGGGGAACUUACCCCGGUUUGGAGGGGUAAAGGGGAAAUUACCCCUCAAGGAAGCGGGGACUGGGGAGAAGAGGCAGAGAGGGAGAGGGAGGAAGAGGGGGAGGGGGUUUUGACACCUGUGUUAACCCCCCAGGGCAGUUGGAGGGGCGAAAUGUCAGGGAGCGAGCGGGGGGAAGGGUCUGAAGGGGAAGGGUCUGUUAUUGAGUUGACUCAGAGGGAUGGGGCUUUAACACCUGAGUUAUCUCCCCAGGGAAGCUGGAAAGACGAGGGGGAGAGAGAGGGGGGUUUGACGCCCGAGUUAUCGCCACAGGGGAGUUGGAGGGGGGAGUUUUCAGGGAGUGGGAGGAGGGAAGGGUGGGACGGAUUGGAGGGAGAGGAGGAGGGCAGGUACGAGGAUGGGAGGGGGAGUGAGGAGGGAAGUGAGAGAGGGAGUGUGGUGUCUAGGGGUGGAGAAGAGGAGGAGAGGGAGAGGCAGUGGGAGAGUCUGAGGGAUGGGGAGGAAGAGGAGGGGAGUGUGAGAGGAGAGGACGAGGAGAUGGGGAGAGGGGAGAGUGAGGGGGAGCGUGACGGAGACAGUGAGGAGGAGGAGAGGGAGAGACAAUGGGCCAAGAUGCAUGCUGGGAGUGAGGAGGGGAGUGAGGAUGGGAGGGAGGAGGGGAGUGCGAGGGGGAGUGAGGAAAUUGAGAGGGGGAGUGAGGGUGAGAUGGAGGAGGGAAUGGAAUUGGAGGGAAUUAUGGGUGAGGGAAGUCAGAAUGAUGGGGAGGAAGUGGGAGAUGAGGAGAGAGAGAGUGGAAGUGAUGAUGAUGAUGACGAUGAUGUGGUGGUUGCAGUGGCAGCAGCAGUGCCACCACCACCAGAAGAAGGGGAUUCGAAUAGGGACGAAUAUCAAGGCUCGGAAAGAGGCUUGGAGGGCAGCUCGGAAUCCGGCUCGGAAGCAGGUUCGGAAAAAGAAAGAGGUUUGGGAGAUGAGGGGAGGAUGGAGAGCGACGAGGAGGCGGAGGAAGUGAGAGGUGUGGGCGGCGGGGGAGUGAGAGGAGAAGGGUUUGGGGAAGAGCAGGAACUUUAUGAGCAAGAGGAAGGUCUGAGUGGGGAUGAGAAGAGGGAAGAGGCGAUGGGGGAUGAGGAUGGGGACAGGCCAAGGGAGCAACGGGGCAGUGGUGAUGUUGAAGGUGGGGGUAUGAGCGAGAGCGAUGGGAGUGAUAGUGACGGCGAUGUUGCUGUUGCUGUGGCCGCCCCUUCUGCUGUGGCCGCCGUUUCUGCUGGCCUUGUUGGGGUGGGGUUGGCAGUGGGAGCUUCUCUAGGAGAGGGUGGCGAGGGAGUGUAUCCUGUGCAAGGCGAUGCGUCAGUUGCUCUUAUCGAGUCUGCUUUUGACGAGAAUGGGCUUGGGAAUCAUGAGAGGGAGGAGCAGGAGGAGAGGGAGGAAGAGAAGGAGGGGCAGGAGGAGGAAAGGGAAGAUAGGGAGCUUCAGGAGAAAGAGUGGAGAGAAGGUCAUGAGGAGGAGGAGGAGGUUGAUGGGGAGGAGUCCAGUAGUGAGCGGGACAGGGAGGAGGAAGAGGAGGAGGAGAGGGGAGUAAAUGGAGUGGGCGGUGGUCUUAUGAUGGGGGGAAGUGAGGGAGGGGAGAGUGAGAGUGAGAGGGAAGUGAGUGAGGGAGAAGAGGUUGAGCGGGAGGAGAGAGAAGGGGAAGAGGAUAAGGGAGAGGGGAGUGACAGGGAGGGGAGUGAGAGGGAGGAGAGUGAGGAGGAAGAUAGUGAUGGGGAGGUGAGGAGGGAGAGGCGACACAGGUACCAUCAGAACCAGAUGGUAGAAGAUGAGGAGGAGGAAGAGGAGGUGGAAGAGGGUUACAAGGAAAGUGAUUAUAAGGAGGAGCGUUAUAAAGAGUAUGAGGAGGAUAGCGAGGGGUAUGGGAAUAAUGAGGAGGAAGAAGAGGAGGGCAGGUUAAAUGAUGAUGAUGAUAAGCGGAGUGACGUAUCUGGGGAGAGUGGAGAAGGGCUGUUUGAGGAUGGGCGGAGGGAUGAAGGGGAGAGUGAGGGGGAGAGUGAGGGGGAGGUUGAGGGGGAGGUUGAACGGGAGGAGAGUAGGGGGGAGGAGAGUGAGGGUGAUGAGAUGGAUGUGGGUGAAGAGAGUGAGAGACGAGGAGCUGGAGGGAUGGAGAGAGAGGAGGAGGAGAUGGACGAGAGAGAGGAGAGAGAGGAGAGGGACUAUGGAGACGAGAGAGAUUAUAAGGCGGAGGGUCAAGAGAGUGAAGAUAUUAAGAGUGAGGAGAGUGAGGGAGAAAGGGGCAGGGCGACAGAAGGUGAUGAAGAGAAGGACGAGGAGGAGGUUGCGACUGGACAGGUUGAUCCGGGGGAGGUGUUAUUUGUGAAAGGGGGAGAGGGUAAGGCGGAGUCAGGUAGCGAUGAUGAGGGGGAGGCGGUAUCUGUGAAGAAAACUGAGGAGGAUUUGGAGGAGGAGGGGCGUUUGGUUGGUGGUAGGACUUCGGAACGGGUGUCAGAGGCAGGUGGUUCUGAGGAAGGUAGAUCUGAGGAUGGGGAAAAUAUAUCAGAAGAUGGGGAAGGUAGGUUUGAGGAUGAGGAAGGAGAAGAAGCUUGGCAGGGAGAAGGAGAGAGAGUAGUUGGAGACGAGGAGAGGUUAGAAGGAGGAGAGGAGAGAGUGAGGGAGGAAGGAGAGAGUGGGGAGGACAUGGAGGAUAUUGAUAGUGAGGGAGGGGAGGAGAGCAGUGAGGGUGAGUGGGAAGGGAGAGGGGAAGAGUGGGAGGAGGACGAGGAGGAAAGAGAGGCGUUAGCAGCGGUUUCAGCAGCUUCGGCAGCAGCAGCUUCGGCAGCAGGUUUGGCAGCAGUGGCGGCUGCUGCUAAGGCAGCAGCAGGAAGGCACGGGGAUGGGGAUGAGAGGGAGGAGGAGGAGAGGGAGGGAGAAGUAGGGGAGGAAGUGGGUGGUAGUGCAGCAGAAUGGGCUCUCUCUGAAGGGGAGGAGGAGAAAGAGGAGGAUGAGGAGGAGAUAGAGAUGGAGGAGCGAGAGAGGGAGGAUGCGGAGAGUGAAGUGGAGAGUGUAGAUGAAGAAGUGGAACAAGGGGAGGAAGGAGGAGGUGAAGAGAUGAGUGAUUCAGAAGCAGAGGGAGAAGUGGAAGCAGAACGAACGGCUGGAACAGAAGGAGCAGAAGGAGCAGAGGGAGCAGAGGGAGCAGAGGAAGCAGAUUUAGAAACUGAUUCCUCUGGGGCCAUUGCUCUCUCUACUCGCUCCCCUCGCAGCGCCAGCUGGAGCCCCCGCUCCCCCGAUGAAGCUGGUCCCCCCCACAGUCCCCCAUCGCCCCAUCUAGGCACCGGAAGCUUAGGCUCCGCUGCUGCUGCCGCCGCCGCCGCCGCCGCCGCUGCUGAUGCCGCUGCUGCUGGUGGUGCUGCUGGUGCUGCUGAUGGUGCUGCUGCUGAUGGUACUGGCAUCACUGCUGGCGUUAUAGCUGGUGGUGCUGAUCCGUCUGGGUUCACCUUUGCCCCGCAUAAGCCUUCUCCCCAAGUCUCACUCACCCUACCCGCCCACGGCCCCCAUCCCCACCUCACCCUUUCCCCCCACGCCCCCCUCGCGCUCUCCCCCAGAGCCUCUCUGGCGCUCUCCCCGUGCCACCCCCCGUCCCCCCCGCCCCAGCGCCCCUCCCUGCUCUCCCCCAUUUCCCCCCGGGCGCGCCUGGCCACGUAUCGUGUGGCUGGGGAGGGUUUUGGGUUCGGUGUGGGGUGGAAUGGGGAAGGUGGAGAGGAGGGGAGGAGGGCCGGGUGGGCUGCUGGUGAGAAGGUGGAGGAGGAGGGUGAGGAGGGAGAGGAGAGGGAGGAGAGGGGCGAGAGGGUGGGUGAUGAUGAGGAGGUGAGGGAGGAGAUGUGGGAUGUGGAGGGGGAGGAGGAGAAGGGGGAGGAGAGGGAGGAGGACAGAGAGGAUGGGAUGGAGAGGGGCGAUGAGAGUGAGGAAGGAGGGGACGUGGAGGGGGAAGAAGAGGAAGAGGAGAGGGAAAGGGAGGCAGCAGAAGAGGAGGAAGGGGAGGAAUGGAUUGGAGAUGGAAGGUCGGAUGAGGGGAUUGAAACGAUGGUGGAGAGGGAGAGAGAGAUGGAGGAGAGUGAAAGAGGAGAGAGUGAGAGGGGGGGAAGUGCACGAGAGGAGAGUGAGAUGGGGGAGAGUGAGAGAGGCGAGGAAGAUCUGGGAGAGAGUGAUAUAGAGGAGAGGGAGGAUGGGGCGGAAGGGAGGGCGGAGGAGCGUGAAUCAGGUGACGAGGCGAGAUCAGACGCGGGGUCAGCACUUGAUUCAACGUUUACUGCUGCCACUGCCGCCGUUGCUGUGGCUGCUACUGCUGCCGUUGCAGGCACUGCUGCCUCUGCGGCUCCUGUCUUUGAUGAUGCUGGUUCUGAGAGAGAUGACAGGGAGGGGGAUGUUGAAGAGGAGGAGGAGGUAGAGGCGAGAUCAGAGGAAGGGUCGGAGGUAGCACUAGAUUCGACUGCUGCUGCUGCCACUGCCUCUGCUGUUUUGGAUGAUGAUGUGUCUGAGAGAGAUGAAAGAGAGGAGGAUGUUGAAGAGGAGGAUGAGUACGGAAAGAAAGUGAGGUAUGGAGAGAGGGAGGAGGGUGAAAGCGAGGGAGAAGUGGGAGAGGAGGAAGAGGAAGAGGGAGCAGAGGAGGAAGAGGAGAAAGCGGAGGAGGAAGAUGAGGAGGACGGGCGAUCAGAUUCUCUUUUGUCUCCAGCCCUCACUCCCCAACCUGACGCAGACUCGGCCGAACCUCCCCCUCACGCUCGGUCUGACAUUGGCUCUGGUGGAAGGUCGGAAGGGGAGGGAGAGGUUUGGGAGGGGGAGGAAGAUGGGAGAAGAGGGAGGAGGGAGUAUGGUGAGGAUGAGAGUGGUGGGGAGGACGAUGAGGAACGGAGGGAGCGAAGGAGGGAUCUGGAUGAAGAGGAGGAAGAGGAAGAGAAGGAGAAAGAUGAGGAAGGUGAAGAGGAGGAGGAGGAGGAGGAGGAGAUUCGGGGUUCAGACAAGCGCUACGAUUCUGAUCAGCGUUACGACUCGGACCAGCGUUACGACUCCGACAGACGUAAUGGAUCGGGCAGACGUAACGAAUCGGGCAGACGUAACGACGACUCCGAAGGGUGUUACGACUCUGACAGACGUAACGGCUCGGAGGAGGAUCGUUACGACUCGGAAGAGCGCUACAGGUCGGAUCGGCGAUACAAGUCCGAGAAACAGUAUGAGUCAGAACAGCAGUAUGACUCCGAGAAACAAUACGACUCGGAGAGACAAUACGAAUCAGAAACACAAGAUGAGGGGGAUAGGCGUGGGGAGAGAAGACGAGGAGAAGAUAGGGGAGGGCUCAGGGGAGAGGAUGGUUCUGGUGGGGAGGAUGAUGAUGAUAGGUAUGAGCAUGAGGUUGAUAGGCGAGACGGGAGGGAUGAGCAGGAUGAGGAGCAGGAUGAGGAGCAGGAUGGAUAUAGGCGAAGGGAAUAUGACAGUGAUGCGUUUGGCAGGAGUGAGAGGGAGGAGGAGGAGGACGAAGAGGAAGAUGAUGAGAAGGGAGAGAGUAGGCGGUAUAGAGAGGAGACAGGCAGUGAGGGGAGUGAGAGAAGGUAUGGCGAGAAGGGUAGGGAGGACGAGGAAGGGGAGGAGGGUGAGGAGGGAGAAGAGGGGAGAAAGGGAGAGGGGACAGAUGAGGGAGAGAAGGGAGAAGAGGGAGAGGAGGGUGAGGAGAGUGAUGAGGAAAGAGAGGAGAGGAGGUGGAGGGAUGGAGAUGCUUCUGAGAGUGAGCUAUCCCCGUCUGCUUCCACUGUGAGCGAUGCGGUUCCUGUUGCUGCUGUGGCUGCUGGUGCUGCUGGUGCUCCUCUUGCUGGGGCUGUUGCUGCUGUUGUUGCUGGUGCUGCAGCUGGUUCGGAGGCUGCUGCUAAGAUUGGAGAGGAGAGGGACAGAGAUGGAGAGGAUGAGGAGGAUGAGGAAGAAGAGGAGCAGGAGGAAGAGGAAGAGGAAGAGGAAGAGGAGGAGGGGAUUGAGGGCAAGGAGGAAGUCAGGAAAGGGGACGAGCAGGAGAAGGACGGUGGGGAGGAGGCAAGGGAGAGCAGGAGACCCGCUAUGGAACCACUCCCAGAAGGCAAAGCUGUGCUUCUCUCAGGCUCUCUUGCUCCUGGAAUGACAGGAGAGGUGGGCAGAAACGAGGAGGAGGAGGAGGAGGAGGAAGAGGAGGAUAGUGACGAUGAUAGCGAUGAAGCGCCGUUGGCGUUGGCUGCUGAUCCGAUAGCAGCUGAAGCUGUGGCGGAGGGACGGCGACUCGGAAAGCGCGAGCGGAGGGAGCGGCGGGCGCGGCUGCGGCAGCAGGAGAUGGGGCAAGAGAGGUACGGUGGAGAGCGGUACGGAGGGCAUGAGAGCGAUUCCUCUGCCAUGGAAUGGCGGACGGAGGAGGAGGAGAGGAGGGCGCGAGGAGGGGUGCCAGCAGGAGUGCUGGUUCUGGGAGGGACGGUGGUGAAACUGACAGGGACCGGAGCAGGGGACGAGCCUUUGACGUCGGAUGCAGGUGCAGGGGGGCUGGGAGCGGUUGGGGGAGGUAGAGCGGGGUUGGGUGCGGCUAUGAGGGAUGGAGUGCUGGUGGUUCCUGUGGUGGACGAAGAGGGAGGGCCAGGGAGGGCGGUGGGUGGGAUGGGUGGUGACGGGGAGAACAAGUAUAACCUUGACCCGCGCUUCCCAGAGCGGGAGGAGUUAGAGUCUCCUGCUGUGGUGAUUGCGCCUGGCCCUGGAAUGUUUGAUAUGGGAGCGGAUGAGGCAGGUGGAGAGGUGGGGAGGAGGAGUGUGGGGAGUAAGGAGAGGAGGAGAGGGGCAGGGGGGAGGAAGGGGAUACCAGUGAGAACAAUGAGUGAUGGACGGGGGAUGGAGAGAGUGAGGGUGGGAGGGGACGAGGAGGAAGAGGAAGAGGAGGAGGAAGGGGAGGCAGGUGGAGAGGAAAGGAGAGGGGGGGCGGUUGGGGGUAGAGGGAAGGGGGGAGUCAGGAGGAAGGGCACGUGGGAUGGGGCUAGUCCCUUGGGAUCCGGACCUGGUGCCUGGCGGUUUGAUGCUAAGGGGACAGCAGAGCAGGAGGAGGAGGAAGAGGAGGAGGAAGAGGAGGAAGAGGAGGACGAGCAAGUGGGGAUGGAGUCUAUGCAACCACUGGGAGGGGGGUACAACGAUUGUGAUGCUGUUACGGAUAUCACGGCUGUAACAUGCAUGACCGAUGCUACAGAUGCAGACAGCCAAGUGCCCCUGGCGCAAGCUUAUAAAGAGUACGACGCUGCUACCGAUAUCACAGGUAUUACUGCUAUGACUGAGGCAACAGAUGCUGAGAGUCUGGUGCCUGUGGCUUCCCCUAUCCGCAUGCCUGUGGUGGCCGCUGCUGCUGUGGGUGCUGCUGCUGGCAUUGCUGCUGGUGUUGGUGUGAGGGACGAGGAGGACGAGGAGGAAGAAGAGGAGGAGGAUGAGGAGGAGGAGGAGGAGGAUGAGGAGGAUGAGGAUGAUGAUGUUCCAGUAGCGGGUGCUAUCCAUUCAGUAUUGGAACGUGGAAACUCUGUGAGCAAAAGUGCUCUUGACAUCAUUCCCGCUGCUAUUCCCACAGAAGAGGAGGAGGAGGAUGAGGAGGAGAGAAGAGAGGGAGAAGGGAGAUACGGUGGGGAGGACGAGGAAGAAGGAGAGGAGGAAAGCUCGUAUGAGAGAAGAAGAAAAGAGAAAUAUGAUGAUGAAGAGGAGGAGCAGGAGGAGCAGGAGGAGCAGGAGGAGGAGGAACAGGAGGAGCAGGAAAGGCAGGAGGAGGGAGAGACAGGAGGGUAUGGCCCUCCUGCGCAUGUGGCCCGGAGGUUUCCUCAUUUUGAGAGUGAGGGGGGCUUGAGUGACCUCAACGCUCCUAUUGCCAUGCCUGCUCGCAGCGUUUCGAGGCGAGAAACGGAGGAGGAGGUUGCGGAGGAGGGAGAAAGGGACGAGGAGAGAGAAAUGGAGGAGAGAGAAAUAGAAGAGGAGAGAGAAAGGGUAGAGGAGAGAGAGGGAGUAGAGGAGAGAGAAAUGGAAGAGGAGAGAGAAAGGGAGGAGGAGAGAGAAAGGGUAGAGGAGAGCGAAAGGGAAGAGGAGAGAGAAACGGAAGAGGGGAGGCAAUGGGAAGAAGAGGGAGAGGAUCAAGCAGAAAGCGUGGGGGCAGAUGAGGAGGUGGAUGAGGAGAAGGAGAAGGAAGAGGAGGUAGAGGAGAGAGUGGAGAGAGAGGAGAGAGAGGAGAAGUCAGAGGAGGAGGAAGAGAAAGACGAGGAAGAAAACGAAGAUGAAGGGGAGGAGGAAUGGUCGUCAGACGAAGCAGGAGAGGACAGGGACUCGGUUGCUGAAUCAAUGCAGCUUGGGGGGGCACAAGGGGGAGCAGCACGAAUGGAUUCUUUGGAAAAAAGGUCUUCCAGCGGCAGGAAGUACCAGAGGAGUCUGAGUGAGGCUAGUGAUGCUGAUACGCCCCUGGCCAUGCCGGUCGCAGUGGGAGGGGCGCGGCAGGGGGCAGGGGAGGAUGGGGCGUCGGAGAUAGGCGAUGGGGAGGAGUCGGAUAUUGGCGUGCCGAUCGCCAUGCCUAUGGGUCCUACACCGAAAAGACGAGCGGAGGGCGCAAGGCGUGGUGGUGUUGGUGCUGGUGGUGGCAGUGGUGGUGGAGAGGAGGAGGAGGAAGAGGAGGGAGAGGAUGGGGAAGGGAGAGGGGGGCGUGCAAUGGAUGAGGAGAGUGAGCUGGACGCUCCCAUUGCAAUGCCGUUAGCCAUGAGAGGAGCAGAGGGGAGCAGGAGGACCAGCGGCGACAGCAGCGGUGGCGGGAGUGGAGGCAUUGGGAUGGGGCAUGGCGGUUGGUCGGGCAGUGGUGUUGCCGAUGCCAUCCGGGCCGGUGUGAUAGAUGAUGAUGGGAUGAGCGUUAUGUCUAGCGAGCUUGGCGCGCCUAUCGCCAUGCCUGUCGACGACAGCUUCGGCAGGACGCCCGGGGCUACGGACGAGGCUCGGCGGCGAGCGCCGAACCAAGGGGCUCCGGCGCAGGUUCGGGCUCUAGCUGCGGAAGGCCUCCGAAGCGGAGGACCAGGUUCGUCCCAUUCCUCCCCGAGGGGUGCAGGGCCGGGAUCGAGAGCCUCGUCAGCAGCAGGAUCCCCGAGGGAGAGAGGGAGACUGGAGAGCCAACGCUCGUCUUCUUUCAAAGUUCCUGUUCG
This is a messenger RNA of Closterium sp. NIES-65, 15287 nucleotides long. The record is from the annotation of a GenBank genome assembly. NCBI's taxonomy places the organism in Eukaryota, Viridiplantae, Streptophyta, Zygnematophyceae, Desmidiales, Closteriaceae.